CCAGUGCUCUUUUUGGUUCCCUUGACUUGUUCUUAAAAAUAAUUUAAAUAGGCCUAUUUAGUAACCGCAUACUUGGUAAAAGUUUGCCUAUAGCUGAAGCACGUUGUGCAUGUAAAAAAAUCAGAAUAGGCCAAUUUAUUUAUUUAUCCUUCUACAAAUUCUCUUUGCAGGGUCUUUAGAAAAAAUGUCAGUUGGCGAUGUCAGCAAACCAGAAAAACCAGUUUCAACUCUCUGGGGUUGCGAGCUAAAUAAGGAUAACAAGAUUGGGAAGUUUAAAGCCGAUGAUUCAAAGCAUCAACACCAGCUUGCGCUGAGGACCAUGUGUUUGGGCGCGAAAGCGACAGACGAAUUUAAUAUCGUCGAGCUAAUGAUGGACGAGGAUGAAAGCAAGGUGUUUCCGAUGGCGACGCUGCGAGCUUCUGGAAUGCCAACGGUGAAUCUUUCUGGGGUGGACUUGCACCCUCCAAUAACGUUCCGGCUAAAACAUGGCUCCGGACCAGUCUAUAUAUGUGGAGAACAUGUUGCCCUGGAGGAUGAUUACAUGGAUGAAGAGAUGGAUGAGGAGGAAGAGUUGCCUGAAGAGGAAGAGGAGGAUAUUGAGGAAUCUCCCCCCAAACCUGUUAAAAAAACAGCUAAGAAUGGAGCAGGCAAGAGAAAGAAGCCGGAGGAAGCGGACGAAGAGGGUGCGGUCUCAGACAGCGAAAACCCCCCUAAGAAGGGAACGGGAAGGGGGCGAAAGCCAGCGGCGAAGAAAGUCUGAAUUCUUCAGGUAGUGGUUCUGGGAAGGCAAACUGGUGGCCAUUCGGUGAAGGUGGACCGUUGGACCGGACCAGAUGGUCUCCAGUGUGAAGAAGGCUAGCUUGUGCCACCAUUUACACAAUGGCCAUACAGGCCUAGGUCUGCUUGGUCAAUGUUGUACAGUUUCAGAAGAUGUAAUAAAAUUGAAUGUUUUCCCAUGA
Conger conger (European conger) is the source of this 959-nucleotide messenger RNA. It is a transcript of the gene npm2b, whose product is annotated as nucleophosmin/nucleoplasmin, 2b. Gene Ontology annotation, biological process: positive regulation of DNA replication; chromatin remodeling. Gene Ontology annotation, cellular component: nucleoplasm; cytoplasm; nucleolus. The record is from RefSeq and is a predicted model, not a curated record. The coding region runs from base 185 to 760 and encodes 191 amino acids. The transcript has 9 exons. NCBI's taxonomy places the organism in Eukaryota, Metazoa, Chordata, Actinopteri, Anguilliformes, Congridae. Gene Ontology annotation, molecular function: histone binding; chromatin binding; RNA binding.